CUGGGUGUGGGCGGGGCGUAGUGUUGCUCAACAUGGCUGCGCCCUGCUCGGAUCAACAGGUCUGAAGGCAGGCAUCAUGUCCUCGCAGCAGGUGAGUAUCAAUGAGCUCCUCCUCUCAUUGGACAGUUCAGAGCUGCAGGAGGCGGAGCAAGUCAGAGCCGCUGUGAACCAGCAGCUGAGCACAGACCGAGGAGGCGCCGUCCUCUCCUCUCUGGUGGAGUUUUACCUGGACUCGUCCUCCUCUCAGGUGCUGCUGCUCCUCUCCUCCAUCAGAGAGCCUCACCACAAGCCGCUGCUGGAGAAGCUGAACGAGUCCCUGAGCAGACCUGGAUCCAGACUUCCUGCUGUGACGCUGCUCGGUCACCUGAUCAGGAAGCAGCCUCCUUGGGUUCAUCACAUCAGCCGCUCGCCGCUGCUGCCCGCGCUGCUGCGCUGCCUCAAGACGGAGACCGACGUGGUGUUCCUGAUCACCGGGGUCCUCGUCCUCAUCACCCUGUUACCCAUGAUCCCUCAGGCCGGGAAGCAGCACAUCUAUGACUUCUUCGAUGUGUUCGGACGCCUCGCCUCCUGGAGCUACAAGAACCCUGGUCAUGUGCCCGUGGUCCACCUGGUGCACCUGCAUGCAGGUGUGUACUCGCUGUUCCACCGCUUGUAUGGGAUGUUCCCCUGUAACUUCAUCUCCUACCUGAGGCUGCACUACAGCAUGAAGGAGAACCUGGACAUCUUCCAGGAGGUCGUCAAGCCGAUGUUGGAACAUGUACGGGUUCACCCAGAGUUGGUCACAGGGACUCAGGACUCCGAGUUGGAUCCGUCCAGGUGGAGGUGCUAUGAGGUGCAUGACAUCGUGAUCGAGUGUUCCCGCGUGUCUCUGGAUCCUCUGGAGUCGUCCUGUGAAGAGGACGCUUACUCCUCCCUCAGGGACCCCCCCCCCUCCCCCCCCCCUCCCCCACCCCCCUCCCUCACCUUAACCUCACCUGCAGUCCAGACACUGUCAGCAGCUCAGGAAGUUCAGUCUGUCUGCUGUCUGCACGGCCCCCCCCACCUGACACUCAGCACCUCCGACUUACAGGCUGAUGAUGUCACCUGGAGUCCCUCAUCACAGUGCGGUUUGUCGACGCCCCCUCCUGAACCUGCUGCUACAGGCUCUGUCCACCCACUGAGCAGGACCGCCUCCAUCUCAGGUGUGAAAUGUCCCCCGUCAGCCACCAUCCUGGUGACGCCGCUGACUGAAGAGAACCAAGAUGGCGGUCCUGACAACAACAACCAGGUGAAGCUGCUUCCAGAGCUGGAGUCCAUUCAGCCAAUCACAGAUGAGGAGGGGAGAGGCCAGAGUGAUGUCAUCAGUGAAGACGCCUCCUCUUCCUCCUCCUUUCAGCCCGUCCUGCUCACCUCCACCCCCGGCCGUGAUGAGCCCUCGUCAGGCUCAGCCCUCCCCUCCCCUCCCUGCUCCCUGUCUCUCUGCUUCAUCCCCCCUCACCCCUCCACCCCCUCCUACAGAGCGGAGGAGGGAGGCUCCACCCUAUUUGGCUCCGCCCUCUCGGCUCAGAGCCCCGCCCCUUCCUAUGAGCCCCUGUUUGAGCUCGCUCUGCCCCGAGCCGCCACGCUGUUCAUCGGGAGGAUGACGCAGGAGGCGCUGGAGAGAGCAGCGGGGGAGCAGAAGAAGGGGGGAGGAGGAGAGGGGGAGGACACGGUUGAGGAGCAGACCUCUGUCUCUCCUCUGGAGGUCCUGGAUCAGCUGAUCGUCCACGGAGACAACGUCCACCAGCACCUCAGCCGGAGGUUGUCAGCAGUGAAUAAGUCGGUGGAUCGGAGUCAUUUUGGAGGUAAACAGCAGAGCAUGAAAACCAAAGGAGGGGAGGAGCUCCAGUCUCUGAGGAGCCAGCUGUUAUUGGUCCACGGUCAGCUGCAGUACGAGCGGUUCAAGCGUCAGCAACACGCUGUCAGGAACCGCCGUCUGCUGCGGAGAGUCAUCAACACCACGGCGCUGGAGGAGCACAGCGUCGCCAUGAAGGGUCAGCUGAGUGUGCAGGACGAGGAGAUUCGUUCUCUGAAGUCGAGUCUGCAGGAAGAACAGAGACGAUACACACACCUGCAGCAGGACACACACACACACACACAGCAGCUGCACACACACAUCCAACAGCUGCUACUGCAACAACAGGACGAGCAGAGAGACAAGCAGAGACUCAAGAGCGAGCUUCAGGAGUGUCAGAGCAGGCUAAGAGAUCUGGAGGUGGAGCUUCAGAGAGCCAAUAACAAGGCUUACAAUGCAGAACACCAGCUGACCCAGCUGUCACUCAAGCUGUGCAGCAGUGAGCAGCUGCAGCAGCAGAUCUUCUUGUUGAACCAGCAUCUCGUCCUGAUGAGAGAAACGAACAGAGUUCUGAAUGAACAUCUGGAGGGGGGGGGCACACACCGCCACAUUGUGAGGACGUACACACACACACACACACACACACACACACACACACACACACACAUAAUGUGGGUUGUUUAUACACAUAUGUUGAGGCGGUGUAAACCCAGACGCUCCUGGGUGCAACAUAACGCAUAUAAAGUGAGUUCAGUGACAAACUCAGUGCUGAAAAAAUAAAGUUGGGAUUCCUGUCCUGUCCAGAAUACAGUCACACCUCUUCAGAAGGACGUUUUCAGUUCACCAAUAGAGAACGAAUGGUGCGUUUCUUUAAGUGUUGCUGCCGCAAGGAAUUGUGGGCCGGCAUUAUGUCCUAUGCCUUAAAGCAGGGGUGGGGAACCUCCGGCCUCCGGGCCCUAUACGGCCCGCAAGACCAUUUGAUCCGGCCCUCGAGAUAAUUCAUAAACGCACGCAAAAAAAUCCACUAGAAAAAAACAAAUAGCAAUAGAAUAAAAUGGACUGUUUUUCCCUGGCCAAGGUCAAGGCCCUUGAACACAACACGAGCGGAACGUGUCAUCACAUGGUCACGUCAUGCCAUAAAAAUUCAAUUUUAAA
This is a messenger RNA of Cottoperca gobio, 2968 nucleotides long. Its product is annotated as hamartin-like. The record is from RefSeq and is a predicted model, not a curated record. Gene Ontology annotation, biological process: negative regulation of TOR signaling; negative regulation of cell population proliferation; regulation of cell cycle. Gene Ontology annotation, cellular component: TSC1-TSC2 complex. Lineage: Eukaryota; Metazoa; Chordata; Actinopteri; Perciformes; Bovichtidae.